Phragmites australis (common reed) is the source of this 778-nucleotide messenger RNA. RefSeq lists its product as uncharacterized. Bases 106 to 492 code for a protein of 128 amino acids. Gene Ontology annotation, cellular component: dynein complex. Gene Ontology annotation, biological process: microtubule-based process. Lineage: Eukaryota; Viridiplantae; Streptophyta; Magnoliopsida; Poales; Poaceae. The record is from RefSeq and is a predicted model, not a curated record. Gene Ontology annotation, molecular function: dynein light intermediate chain binding; dynein intermediate chain binding. The transcript has 3 exons.
ACGCGCACGCCCAUCGUCUUUCCCCCGGCCACCGUCGCCUUUUCAAAACGCGAGGAGAGGAGGGGAGGGGGGAGAAGCGUGCUCCGCUCCAUCCGCCCCGCAAGAAUGUCCGACGAGGCCAGGCACGGGACCGCGGGCGCCGCGCAGGCGGCGAUCCGGGCCUCCUCCGAAGACCGCAAGCCGGUGGGCGCCGCGGGCGCGGGGUCCCCGCCGCCGGGGACCGCGGCGGCGCACAAGAUCCAGCUCAAGAGCGCCGACAUGAAGGAGGAGAUGAAGCAGGAGGCCUUCGACAUCGCCCGCGUCGCGUUCGAGAAGCACAGCAUGGAGAAGGACAUCGCGGAGUACAUCAAGAAGGAGUUCGACAAGAACCACGGCCCCACCUGGCACUGCAUCGUCGGCCGCAACUUCGGUUCAUACGUGACGCACGAAACAAACUACUUUGUGUAUUUCUACAUCGAUUCUAAAGCCGUCUUGCUAUUCAAGUCUGGGUGAUGGCGCAGCCGAAGCGAUCACCCUUGCGUGACUCCAUCCGAUUGCUCGCCUGUAUGUUCCUUUUUCUCUGAGUCGUCUGCAGCCAAGCUGGAAGCCGGGAAUCUUAUGAGCCUGCAUGUUGAUGUAUCAGCGACAGAUUAUUUCCGUAGUCCAGCAAUGUGAGAUCAGAUUGUGUAUCUAUUUUACGUCUGGUACAUCUAGGUGUUGUGAGGACAUUGUCUUAUUUCAAUAUGAUUGCCAGAAAAUUGGACGAACAGUUGUUGCAAACAAGGUGGACUUUAUCUUA